This is a messenger RNA of Contarinia nasturtii (swede midge), 1158 nucleotides long. RefSeq lists its product as uncharacterized. Gene Ontology annotation, cellular component: ESCRT I complex. The transcript is spliced from 3 exons. The record is from RefSeq and is a predicted model, not a curated record. The coding region runs from base 136 to 1038 and encodes 300 amino acids. Lineage: Eukaryota; Metazoa; Arthropoda; Insecta; Diptera; Cecidomyiidae. Gene Ontology annotation, biological process: protein targeting to membrane; ubiquitin-dependent protein catabolic process via the multivesicular body sorting pathway; protein targeting to vacuole.
UUAUCAAAAUUUGUUUUCUAAAGCCUUGUCACACUCAUAUUUUUCUACAUUUUAAAUUAGAUUGAUUUUAAAAGCAAUCAUUUUAAGCACUUUUUUAUAUUUACUUUGGGCAAUAGAAUUGCUUCGUCGGAGAAGAUGUUGCCGGGCAAUUCAGUCGACAUUCGAAGGAGGCAAAUUGAUACAUUGAAAAUUUUCAACAACAAUGUGACUGAAAUCAAAGCAAAUGAAGAGUAUUCCGUAGGUUUUAAGUCUGACGAUCGACAAAUGCUGUUGAAUGUAUUCCUCGGCCCAAAAUUUCCAAAUGAAAAACCGAAAAUUGUCAUUUCACCAAAAAUACAGCAUGAAUGGAUUGCUGAUUUUUCCAGUGGCGAAAUACAAACCGCACCAGGCCUUUUGAAUUAUACAUUGCAUCAAGAUCUGGGACGUGUUGUUCAAGCGAUUAUUCGUGAGUUUGAAAAAUUUCCUCCAGCACUUUGGCCAAAUGGAUCCGCAAUGCCACAAUCGACACAGUCCAAUUUACCAGAACCAAAUAAGUCGUCCAUACCAGAAUUGUGUAAUUUAUCGAAAGAAGAACUUCAAAAACUCGACAAAGAUCCGCAAUAUUUAAGUGAUUUUGUUGACGAAAUGGCGAUUAUACAGCGACUUCACAACGACUUGGACACAAUAAUCGAAGACGUUAAAGUGGUGGCCACUGAAAAUUUAACCAGAGAACAACACAUGCAGCAACUACGAUCGGCUAUCGAAGAGAUGCUCAAUGAAUUCCGAAAAUUGGGCGGUUCAUAUGAAUCAUUGAGUGCGCGUUAUCAGAAGAAAUCGGAAGAGUUUGCACCACAACAUAUAAAGGAAUUACUACAAAUUGCAGCGUCAAAUGCAGAUGGUAUCUGUGAUACGUACGUCCAACAAUUUCUGAAUGGCUCAGUAGACGUACAGCAAUUUCUAGAUCAGUAUCGAGAAGCUAAACAAAUUAGUGCAAUGCGAAAAGCAAAAGAAGAACGAUUAACACAUCAACUAAAUGAGUUGGAACGGGCCACUUUUUGAACUUUUGAUCUUUGACCAAGUAUAAAAUCGAAAAAAAAAACGUUUUAAACGAUUCAAUAAAAAUAUUUUACUCUAUGAGCUUAAAAAGUUUGCAUAAUAAAUAGCCUAAUGAACUCAACA